AUGAAUUCACCAACCGAGACAUCCGCACCAAGCUCUCCUGCCUCACGGGCAGGACGGGCUUCUACACGGGCGUAUGGACCUAACGUUGGGGGCCCUUUGCCAAAAAGUACAUCCCUGGGCUCCUAUGGCUCGCAAGCGUCAAGUGGCCGAUCAGGCACCCCGGGGGACGAGGCAGCCGCAAAUUGUGCGGAUCCCAGUACCAGGUUUCAGCCUACUCCUCCUGCUCCGCCUCGCUCACCACCACCACCUAAAUGUGAGUUUGUUGCAGCGUCGGCCCCGGCUCCAAAUCUUGCUGAUGCAACCACCACACCUGCCCUAACACAUACCAGAGCUUUCCCGACUACUCCCACCAUGUCCACCGAAGCUCCCGCCACGGCUCGGGAGCCAAUGACGCCGCAGCGACAGGUUUCGAGUGGUGCGGCGAUGCACACGCCCAUUGCCGUUCCCGACAGUGUCCAUCGCGUGCCGUCCACCUCAACCACUCCAGCAACGCAGCCACCAGCAAGCCAACAUCACCAUCACCACCACCAUCAUCAUGGCCAUAGUCAGAGCCACCACCAGCCACGGGUGCAAAAGCGUACUUCAGUGGGGCCGUGGGAUUUCGUCAAAUCGGUUGGUGCGGGAUCUAUGGGACAGGUCAAACUCGCGGUUAACCGCUACACCCGGCAGUCGGCUGCGGUGAAGAUCGUCCCCAAAGCAUUUACACAAAAGAACUGGGAAGGCCGCGAGUCCAAUGAUGCAAAGGACGCCCGCGUUAUUCGUGAGGCGGCAAUUGGAAAGCUAGUGUACCAUCCCAACAUUUCGCGGCUGUAUGAGGUUUAUUCCAUGUCCUCUCACUACUAUCUGGUGUUUGAGUACAUUGCCGGUGGUCAGAUGUUGGACUAUAUUAUUACCCAUGGGUCGGUGAAAGAGACACAAGCGCGUCGGUUCGCCCGCUCAAUUGCCUCGUCUCUCGACUAUUGCCACCGCAACUCUAUUGUCCACCGUGAUCUCAAAAUUGAAAACAUAUUAAUUGCUGAUGGGGGUGACAUCAAAAUCAUUGAUUUUGGUCUUUCAAACUUGUUUCGGCGUGACGAUCUUCUCAAAACGUUUUGUGGAUCUCUCUAUUUCGCCGCUCCCGAACUGCUCAACGCGCUACCGUAUGUCGGUCCUGAGGUUGAUGUUUGGUCCUUCGGUGUUGUACUCUACGUACUGGUCUGCGGUAAAGUUCCAUUUGAGGACAAGUCGAUGGCAGCCUUGCAUGCUAAAAUCAAACGAGGUGAAGUGGAGUACCCUACGUGGCUCUCCCCUCUUUGUACAGAUCUGUUGAGCAAAAUGCUCGUGGUAAGCCCGUCUGAAAGAGCAACAAUGCGAGACGUCAUUCACCAUCCAUGGAUGAACAAGGGAUUCGAUUCAGUUGUAGAAUGUUUUGUUCCUGACCGUGUACCUCUCGAACUACCGCUGGACGGUGAAGUUCUUAACGAGAUGGUUGAAAUGAGUCUGGCAAAAGACAUUGAUUUUCUGAGAGUCGAGCUCGAGGGUGUUUUACAGUCUCCACAAUAUCUCGAAGCAGUUGCAGCUUGGUAUGAUGCCAGAGCGUCUUCUUCGGCCCUCCCCAGCCGGGCGGCUGAUCCUCUCAAUUCUUAUCACCCCUUUAUCUCCAUGUACUUUUUGACCCGCGAGCGCCUGGAACGCGAAGCUGUGGUUUCAUCUUCUACAAGCCUUGCAUUUGGAGCCCCCAUGCCAGCAGUUGAAUCGACCCCACUUCCACCCACCAGAGCGCGGUCACGGUCUAGCGACCGAGACAACCUGCCAACCCGGGCAGCAACCACUACAGCCGCUUCCACAACAUCCCAACAUCAAAGACACAGUUCAACAUCACCGGCUCCGCCGGGCCGGCGCGCUGUCACGGGUCCAGUUGCGAAGCCUGCUCAACCACAACUUCCAUCUGCAUCUCAACUUAGUGCACCAGCGCCUCCAGCAGCAGCUGGAAGAUUACGAUCACGCACAGUUGGAACCUCUGAGUAUCCUGGUGUCAUGUAUCCUGAGCUAGCGGUCAAGAGAGGAUUUAAUCCCGCUAAUGACCCUGGCCCUACCCCACCGAUUUCACCCCAAGUAGGUGGUGAGCGGCGCAGUAACUUAUCGUCUCUGUUCCGGAGAAUCUCUCUGCGUCGCCGGUCGGGUCGGAGCGACUCAAAUGAAAGAUCAGGAGACAUUUCAGUGGACGGGCUGGCAUCUCAACAUAGCAGCCGCGAACCAUCACGAGACCGGGCCAGUGUUCGCCGAGUUCCCUCUCGGCAUUCAGGCAAUUCGGGUGAGCUUUCCGGGCAAGACACCGCGGGAGCUACCCCGCAGAGCUCCACCACCAAACAGACUUUACGUGUACCGGGGCACACUCGUGCCAAAUCAACGGGCUAUCCUGGUCCAGUGCAGGCCACGGACUCGGGCCCCAUGCGCCCAUCGCACUCGCGCCAGCCGUCGCACUUGGCAGAGCGCAUUGAGGAGGAAAUGCCGUCCAUAGAGUCACCGCGGCAAGUGUUCUUCAAAGGAUUCUUCAGUGUACAGUCGACGUCUACGAAAUCGUUGCGGGAAAUUCGAGCCGAGAUUAUCCGGGUGCUCACCGAGCUUUCCAUCGACUUUGUCGAGAUCAAAGGCGGGUUUGCUUGUAUCCAUGGCGCUUCUCCGUCAUCAACGGCAGCCACUACUCUACCAGUUUCGGUAACUAGCCCUCGUCAGCCGGCUCACCGUCGCGGUCCUUCGUUUGGAGCAUCCCCGCCGCAUGCGUCGCCAUCACGCCCGUCCGAGUUCUCGAACUCGUCCUCGGAUUCGGUUGAGUUGACGGGGUCGGACAUGCUGGGCCACGAGCCCACUAACAAACCGCCCUCGCCCGUCCGGUUCGAAAUCAGCAUUGUACGGGUGCCUCUAUUGUCGUUACAUGGCGUGCAGUUCAAGAAACUCACAGGCGAUAUGUGGCGAUACAAGUCGAUUGCUCAGGAAAUUCUGGAACAUCUAAAGCUUUAA
Wickerhamiella sorbophila is the source of this 3000-nucleotide messenger RNA. Its product is annotated as Serine/threonine protein kinase KIN1. Gene Ontology annotation, molecular function: ATP binding; protein serine/threonine kinase activity; tau-protein kinase activity. The coding region runs from base 1 to 3000 and encodes 999 amino acids. The record is from RefSeq and is a predicted model, not a curated record. Gene Ontology annotation, cellular component: cytoplasm. The transcript has a single exon. Gene Ontology annotation, biological process: microtubule cytoskeleton organization; protein phosphorylation; intracellular signal transduction. Lineage: Eukaryota; Fungi; Ascomycota; Dipodascomycetes; Dipodascales; Trichomonascaceae.